UGCUCCGAAGGUGGAAAAGCGGGGAGCUGGAGCGUCGCGCUUCGGUCCCGCUGGCCGACGGGGCGGCUACUGGCCUUCCUGGCCAGGCCUCUUGCCCGCCGCCCGCCAUGGCGUCGGAGGGGCCGCGCGAGCCCGCGGGCGAGGGCAUCAAGUUGUCAGCAGAUGUCAAACCAUUUGUCCCCAAAUUCGCCGGGCUCAGUGUGUCAUGGUCAGAGUCUUCAGAAGCACGCAUUUUCCCCAGCUGUACAGCCACGACAUACUAUCCGUGUGUCCAGGAACUAGCAAUGCCUGAACAGAAACUCUAUACUGAAGAUAUGGCUUUUGGAGCUUCAGCUUUUCCACCUCAGUAUUUAUCUCCUGAACUCCCUCUUCAUCCAUAUGCCUAUUCUCCUUACACCCUGGAGUCGUCACAGAAUGUUUGCCCAAUGCCUGGCUCCCAGUAUGAUUACAACCAACCCAGCUGUUUCAGAGGAUUUCAAACAGUGAAGCCACAAAAUGAGCACAUGUGCCCUCUCCCGCAAGAUGCGAAAGCUCUGUUUAAGAAGAAAACCUAUGAUGAGCAGAAGUUUGGCUGUAAGAAGAUGGAUGGACCUAUGUCAUCCGAUUUAAAAUCAGUUAAAGGUUCACCUCGUAUGUCCAUUCAUGCUGAGAAUAGUUUGAAAUCAGAUGGUUAUUAUAGACGAACAGACAGGAAAUCCAGAAUCACUGAAAAAAGUGGAUCUGCCUCCAAACCUGAGUUUGAAUUUACCAGGUUGGAUUUUCCUGAACUACAGGGUCCAGAGAACAGUGAGAUACCAGAGAUACAAAAGCAGCCCAAGUGGGGGCCUUUACGCUCCGCCUCUACCGACAUUUCUCUUCUAAGAGAAGUGGGGAAACCCGCCACAGUGUUAGCAGAGGGUGAAAUAGUGAUGAAAAAUAAUAAUCGGAUUGAAUCUGUAACUGAUAAUGCUGCUACCAAUCCCUCUUCAUGUACGAGAGAAUUAUCUUGGACACCAAUGGGUUAUGUUGUUCGGCAGACAUUAUCUACAGAACUGUCACCAGCCCCUAAAAAUGUUACUUCCAUGAUAAACCUAAAGAUGAUUGCUUCAUCAGCAGAUCCUAAAAAUGGUAGUAUGUCAUCUUCUGAAGUGUUAUGUUCGGAGCCUUCCUACAAAGAGAAGCGCGUUGUCCAUCCUACUAAAAAGUCCAGAGCAUCACAAGGUGGCGAUCCUGAGCAAAAUGAAGCCUCAAGAAAGAGUAAGAAAAAGAGAGAAAAGUCUAAAUCAAAAUAUGAAGUCCUGACAGUUCAAGAGCCACCAAGGAUUGAAGAUGCCGAGGAGUUUCCCAAUCUGGCAGUUGCAUCUGAAAGAAGAGACAGAGUAGAGUCACCGAAAUUUCUGUCUAAACAGCAGCCACAGAAUAAUUUUAAAAGUAGUGGAAAGAAGAGCCAGAUUCCAGUACAGUUGGAUUUGGGAGGAAUGCUGACUGCACUGGAAAAGAAGCAGCACUCCCAGAAUGCAAAGCAGUCCUCCAAACCAGUGGUGUUCUCAGUCGGGGCGGUGCCCGUCCUCUCCAAAGACUCCAUGUCAGGGAAGAAGGGCCAUCGCUUUGGCCAGGUGAAGACCCCGCACAACCCCUUAGACUCCAGCGCCCCCCUGAUAAAGAAGGGGAAGCAGAGGGAGGUCCCCAAGGUCAAGAAGCCAACCUCGUUGAAGAAGAUUAUUUUGAAAGAACGGCAGGAGAGAAAGCAGCAGCGUCUCCAAGAAAACUCUGUGAGCCCAGCUUUUGCCAGUGACGAUGUCCAAGAUGUGCAAGACGGAGAGAGUGGUGGUGAUGACCAGGCCCUCGAGCAACUUGACCCCUCAGGGGCAACAGAAGAGUCGGCGUCUUUUACUUCUGUGGCGGAGAGCAAGUCGGCAGAGCAGAUGGGAGCUGAGCCCCAGAUGGAGGUGGAGGUCUGCCCCAAGAUCCACAGCCGGCGGUUCAGGGACUACUGCAGCCAGAUGCUCAGUAAAGAAGUUGAUGCUUGUGUUACGGACCUGCUGAAAGAGCUGGUUCGUUUCCAAGAUCGUAUGUACCAGAAAGACCCAGUCAAGGCUAAGACCAAACGCCGACUUGUGUUGGGGCUGAGGGAAGUCCUCAAACAUCUGAAGCUCAGGAAGUUGAAAUGCAUCAUCAUCUCUCCCAACUGUGAGAAGAUACAGUCAAAAGGUACCGUUGCUUCGUAGAUGUGUUUCCUCCCUGAGAAUCAUAAACGAUGUGAAGGUUCCUUCUCCCUGCACAGCCUCCCUUCCCAGAUGGUUUGCUGUUGUGAUCUCAUGGUAGAGGUUUCUGCAGAUCCCUGAGUUCGCUCGUCUGUUUGUCUUUACUUUUUAUUUUUAAAACAUUUCUUGGGCGCGCCGUGGAGCAUGUGGGAUCUUAGUUCCCUGACCAGGGAUUGAGCUCGGGCCCCCUGCGUUGGGAGCACGGAGUCUUAACCACUGGACCACCAGAAGUCCCCUGUUUGACUUUUAACAGCUACUAAAGCUGACUAGAAAUCUGAGGGUGGGACUGGCAUUUAAAGGCUUUGAGCUGCAUUUGAGGGCAGUGGUUCUCAAACGGUAGUGAGCGUCAGAGUCACCCAGGAGGCUGGUGAAGACACAGAUUCCAGAGUUUCUUCCUGAGCAGGUCCAGCAGGCCCCCAAAUUUGCAUUUCUAGUAAGUUCUUAGUUGCUGCUGCUGCUGCUGCUGCUGCUUCAAGGACCCCAGGCUAGAACCUCUGCUGUAGGAUGACAGCUGGGCUGCUGCUCUGUUGGAAUGCACCCUACCAGGUAUCUGACUCCAUAUUCCCUGGGGAGGGACUCUUAUCUCCUGCUGGGAGUCUGGCUGGAAAGGGCAGGGGCUUGACCUCUACCCUGUGACUUUGUCCUUGUGCCCACAGUUAGAAGUGGGGGCCCAGUGUCCUGCAGACCUGCUGCCCUUCCUCACCACAAGCCCAGCACUGGAAUGUCAGCUGGGUGAAGUGGGUCUGGACACCAACUUGCUGUCACCUCGUCUGAACUUCACCCUGUCUCUGAAGUGCCUGGUGCUGCCAGUUCGUUGCCGAGCUCUGGGGAAUGAAUUCUAGGGUGUGGACGGCUGGAUCUAGGCCUUUUCCCACUGUUGGCUUAGGUCCACGAAGUCAGCUGUUUGGGUUUCAGCUUCCAAAUUUUUUUUGUUCACGUCUUGCAUUCUCCUAUGGAUUUUCAUCUUUAGAAGACAAACCAGAAAAUGGGAAUGUGUGUGUUCAGUUGACAGUCUGCCUUGCUCCAUCUUUGAGCUCCCACUCCUCUGACUGUCCAGGAACAGAGCUGAGAGUGUGCUCAUGGGCACCUUGCGGAGUUGUUAAGCUUUGAGGCAUGAGGAACUUGACUGUGUUUUAGGAAUGUUUCUUCCUUGAAAGAGUGGGCCAAUAGAUCAAUAGAUUGCACUCGUUUUAAAGGUAAAAUUUAGUUUUACAGCGUGGGAUUAUGUUAAAAUACUGUAUUUGCGUCUGCCUGAUAAUUACUCUAAAUGGAAAUUAUCUGAUUGAGCAUUGCUUGUUUUAAGCUGUCUUGCUGUGGAACUUUGAGAAGUCAGCACUUGGAAGUGCUUUCAGCUCCCACUAGUAACGUCCACUGGGAGCUGAGGUGAGCAGAACCAUCUAGACUUGGCUGCUGUGUCAGGGAAAGCAGUGCAUGCUGCCAGCCUCCUCUCCCAGGGGAGUCAGACAGGACGCACUGAAUUCCUCCAAAACCAAGAUGUGACAGCAGGUGUGAAGUGUCACGUCAUUUAGCAGGGAAACUCCUUGGGGCUGGUCACGUGGGCGCCCUCUGCCUGGCAUACCCUCAACAUUGCAGACUCAGGUUCAGCAUAAUCCUCAUAUGCACUUUGGGUACAGUAGCCACUCUGACCAGAUGGGGUGCCGGGGGCCCACCCCAAGCCCAAGUUCAGGGACUAGGCAAGGGUCAACCAAGUAAGCUGGCCUUUUUAAGGACGGCAGCCAUCAGGCCAGUCGCAUUAUAGCUCUUCUCUGCACACUGCUGAAAUAGCCUUUGCAAUCAGUUCCUGAGUUGGGGUGGACACAGGGCAGAGACAGACCCUUGAGUGAGAGGCCACGGGGCUGAUGUCUAAGAGGCUCGGUCAGUCUCCCAUGAUGAGUUGAAAAUAUCUCAGUGUGAGAAACACAGCCAUCACCUCACGUCUGGUCCUUUUCCCCACCUUUUGCCCAGGACUGUUUUUUUUUUAAAGUUUAUAUUCCAGAGAUUGCUUUCUCAUCACCUUUGUACUCUUCAGGUAGAUCUGGGGCAGUGGGGUGGGCAGAUUUAAGGGAUGUGGGGCUUAACCAUUAAUCCCCAGUCAGACCAGCUACAGAAUGAGUUCCCAGUUCCCUCAGAGCAGUAGACUGUGCAUUUGAAAAGUUCCUCUUUUGAAAGAAGAUUAGGUAAUCAUAUGUAAUUAGGUACCAGGUGAUAGGAGAUCUUGGGAAGUUUUUCCUUCUUGUGUAGUUGUGUGUUAGGUCGGGAUAUGGUCCAUUUGCAGAGGAACUGGGGCAGUGCCACGCUGUGACCUCCUUCCAGAUGCUGGGUUCAAACAGCUCACCAUGCAAGGGGACAGGAUUCAGUGCUUCUUACUUUCCUUUGAGAGUAAGUCCCCCAGGUUCUUCCCACCACCCAGAGGCAACCACCAUUGUCGUAUUUUGAUGUGUCCUUGAUAGUCUUUGUGUGAGAGAGAGAGAGAGAGAGAGAGCGCUGGCAUCCUGGCUCCCAUUUGUGCCCUUGCUCUUUUUAGCAUCGCGGUCUGGCUCUGGACCUUCCCAUUCCUCUGGCUACACAGUCCUGGGCUGACGGACACUUCAGUUGCAUUCAGAUUUCUGAAGUUGUAAACAAGGAUGUACCUUUCACACUGUAGUUUCUUUUCUUUUUUUCUUUUUCCUUUGGCAUUCAGGAUCUUAGUUCCCUGACCAGGGACCGAACCCACGCCCCCUGCAGUGGAAGUCCACUCACUGCCUUUCUUACUGAACAUCUCUGUAGGUACAUUCCUAGAACAAAACUGCCUGUGCACUUAGCAGAUUAACGCACCUGCACACUGCGCCGCCCCCCGCCCAGGACACUGGCCCCCACAGCCAGGCGUGCCGCUUCCUCCCGGCUUCCUCACCCUCUUGAGGAGAUUCUGUUAACGUUUUCUUGUGAGGGGAGAUUUAAGGGCUUGGCAUUUUCUGUAAAUUGUUAAUUCUUUGCCCAUUUGUCUUUUAGGAUGUUAGUCUUUUUUAUAUUUGUGUGUACUUUUUUUUUUAAUAAAUAAGAGCCCCUUUGGGUAAGACUUUUGGUUUAUCGUGUGCCUGUUUUUCUUUAAACCUUUUUUGACCAUGCAGAAACUUUAGGUGUGUAUAUGUUUGUAUUUUUUAUUCCUGUUUUUAUUGCAUCUAGGUUUUAUGUCAUUACUCAACCUUCCUACUCCAAGGUUAUUAAAGAUUUUUUUUUUUAAUUCUGCUUUUUUCCUGGUUCUUCCAUGUUUUCAUUUUUGUUGAGGUAGGGUACACUUUAGUCUAGGACGAAUCUUUGCAGAGGCUGCCCCACUGUCCUUCCCGCACCUUCUCCAGUGCGUCAGCGCGCUUCUGCCAACCUGCUCAUGCGCCACACAUUUGGUUCAUUUCUGGGCCUUCCAUUCUGUUGCUCUGUCUCCUUAUUACGUUCUUGUGGUUUUAUAGCAAGCCGUAAUACCUGGUGAUGCUAGCCUGACGUUAGUUUCUUUUUUUCAAAAGGUUGUUCUCAUUUUGUGUAUUGAGUUGGCCAAAAAGUUCCUUCAAUUUUUAAGUAAAAGUAAAAGACACAUUUUUCAUUUUCACCAAGAACUUUAUUGAACAACAUAUUCACUGUUUUAUUCCACUACAUUCUGCCAUUUUUCAGGCAGCUUCAUAAUUCCAUCUUCCCAAAACUUUUUUCGAGCAAAGAACUGUCUCAGGUGCCUUUUACAGUAUUUCAGGGAAUUAAAAUUUUUUCCAUUAAGAGAAUUUUGUAAAGACCGAAAUAAAUGGAAAUCUGAAGGUGCAAUGGCUGGUGAACACGGUGGAUGAAUCAGAACUUCCCAGCCAGGCUGUAACAGUUUUUGCCUGGUCAUCAAAGAAACAUGUCGUCUUAUUAUCCUGAUGGACGGUUAUAUGUUUUCUGUUGACUAAUUCCAAAUACUUUCUGUCGAAUGCUGCUUUCAGUUGGUCUAAUUGGGAGCAGUACUUGUUGGAAUGAAUCAUUUGGUUUUCCAGAAGGAGCUUGCAAUAGAGGACUCCCUUCCAAUCCCACCACAUACAAAACAUCACCUUCUUUGGAUGAAGACCGACCUCUGGUGUGGUUGGUGGUGGUCCACUUAGCUUGCCCACGAUCUCUUCCAUUCCACAUUGUUGUAUCAGAUCCACUCUUCAUCGCCUCUCACAAUUUCUUUUAAAAACAGAAGGCUUUCAUUAUGUUUCAAUGGGGAGCUACAUGAGGAAAUGCGGUCAAGAAAGUUUUUUGAUUAACUUAUGUGGAACCCAGACAUCAAAGUGAUGAACAUAACCAAACUGGUGCAGAUGGUUUCAACGCUUGAUGUGGAUGUCAGUUACCUCCCACGUGGUGUAAUGCUGACUGUUCUCAGUUAAUGUCUUGAUUUGAUCGCUCUCAACUUCAACUGGUCUACCCGACAGAGGAGCAUCGUCCAGUGAGAAAUUUCCAGCAGGAAACUUCGCAAACCACUUUUGACAUGUUCAAUCAGUCACAGCACCUUCUCCAUACAAUGCACAAAUCUUUUUUUGCGUUUCAGUUGCAUUUUUACCUUUCUUGAAAUGAUAAAGCGUAAUAUGCUGAAAAUGUUGCUUUUUUCCCCUUCCAUCUUUAAUAUUAAAAUGGCUACACAGAAAUUCACCAAUUUUGAUUUUUUUUUUUAAUGCACGCUGACAUGACGGCUAUCACAUGCAAUCUAACAAAAUUGUUUCGAAUGAAGUAAGACAACUGAAUGCUACUAGAGACAUCUUACGGAAGUUACAGUAUAAAAAGUUCUAGGUUAACAUAGAAUUGACGUGAUCAUAUUGGAUCAUUCCACCCAAGAGCAUAGGAGCCUUUUGUUUAGAUUUUCUGCUGUGUUUCACUAGCAUGCUGAAGUUCCCCUGUCAGUCUCUCAUGUUUCUUGCUGUGUUUAUCCCCACCUGUUGUAGUCUGGCUGCUGUCGUAUAUGUGUAGAAUCAUUUCUUCAGUCUAGCUGGCUGAUGCUCGCACGUGUGCAGACUGGCGGCUUCUGCAUCACUCGUGCACGGA
Molecule: messenger RNA, 7262 nt
Organism: Hippopotamus amphibius kiboko
Lineage: Eukaryota; Metazoa; Chordata; Mammalia; Artiodactyla; Hippopotamidae
Gene: SECISBP2
Product: SECIS binding protein 2
Exons: 15
Coding region: 108-2207 (699 amino acids)
Biological process (GO): selenocysteine incorporation
Cellular component (GO): ribonucleoprotein complex
Molecular function (GO): ribonucleoprotein complex binding; selenocysteine insertion sequence binding; mRNA 3'-UTR binding
Source: RefSeq, a predicted model, not a curated record